GCAGAGCGGGCGCCUCGUUGACGUAAGCGGCACGGACGGCAUUCCGGGAGACGCGAGUGGAAGGCCAGUGAGUUGGUCAUAAUGGCAGAAGAGGAAAUUAAUGAAGACUAUCCAGCAGAAAUUCAUGAGUAUUUAUCAACAUUUGAGAAUUCCAUUGGUGCUGUAGAUGACAUGCUGAAGACCAUGAUGUCUGUUUCCAGAAAUGAGUUGUUGCAGAAGUUGGACCCACUUGAACAAGCAAAAGUGGAUUUAGUUUCUGCUUACACAUUAAAUUCAAUGUUUUGGGUUUAUUUGGCAACUCAGGGAGUUAAUCCUAAGGAACAUCCAGUAAAGCAGGAAUUGGAAAGAAUCAGAGUGUACAUGAACAGAGUCAAGGAAAUCACCGACAAGAAAAAGGCUGCCAAGCUGGACAGAGGCGCGGCUUCAAGAUUUGUAAAAAAUGCCCUCUGGGAACCAGCACCUAAAAAUGCAUCCAAAGUUGCCAAUAAAGGAAAAAGUAAAAAAUAACCUUUUGGUUUCGAUGUACACAUGUUCAAAAAGUACAUCAUUUUUAUUGUUUUACACAAAAUAGAUGAUGAUUAUGUGCAAUGUGUAGUUUAAAUGUAUUCCUUAUUGAAUUCAUAUAUAAAAUUUACAUUUAAAUUUGUAAUGCUAAAUACAUUUUCCCCCAGAAGGAUUAAGUUAUCUUUAUUGAUUUUUCUAUAGAGCACUGUGAGAUUUUAACAUUGUGGUAUAUUUUAUAUUUAUAGUUUACCAUCUCUCUUGACUGGACUCUUGUUUCCUUAUACAGGUCAACUUUUCAAGUACCGUUUUAUAAGCAACUAUGAAGUUUAAGUUAAAUGUUCUUUGUAAACAUUUAUCUAUUUUAAAUGAAUGACUUUAUGAAGUACGCUGUCUGAAGGCUGAAGUUAAAAUGCAUCUGUUUUCACUAUGUACAAAAAAAAGUGAAACGACUUAACUGUUCAUUUUUUUCUGUGUAGUUACUUCAUCAUGUUUUCAUGAUAUUGGAAAUUGCUUCUUUUGAUAUUUGAAGUGUGAAUUUAAGACUUUAAGGUUACACUUUGAUAUUGUCACUUUGUGUCUCACUUAGAGUAAAAUAUUUCUCAUUAAUUAUAGGUGGGAAAUGAGGUUGUAUACCGAUGGCUGAAUUUGGCAUAAUGGCUGAGUCCUAUCAAUAAAAGCUGUAAAUGUCGUGUA
Artibeus jamaicensis (Jamaican fruit-eating bat) is the source of this 1197-nucleotide messenger RNA. RefSeq names its product C1D nuclear receptor corepressor (gene C1D). Bases 82 to 507 code for a protein of 141 amino acids. Gene Ontology annotation, cellular component: nucleolus; exosome (RNase complex). The transcript is spliced from 5 exons. Gene Ontology annotation, biological process: maturation of 5.8S rRNA; regulation of gene expression. NCBI's taxonomy places the organism in Eukaryota, Metazoa, Chordata, Mammalia, Chiroptera, Phyllostomidae. Gene Ontology annotation, molecular function: DNA binding; RNA binding. The record is from RefSeq and is a predicted model, not a curated record.